Procambarus clarkii (red swamp crayfish) is the source of this 4340-nucleotide messenger RNA. RefSeq lists its product as uncharacterized. Gene Ontology annotation, cellular component: cytoplasm; nucleus. Lineage: Eukaryota; Metazoa; Arthropoda; Malacostraca; Decapoda; Cambaridae. Gene Ontology annotation, biological process: diadenosine hexaphosphate catabolic process; diadenosine pentaphosphate catabolic process; adenosine 5'-(hexahydrogen pentaphosphate) catabolic process. Gene Ontology annotation, molecular function: endopolyphosphatase activity; diphosphoinositol-polyphosphate diphosphatase activity; bis(5'-adenosyl)-hexaphosphatase activity. The record is from RefSeq and is a predicted model, not a curated record.
UACCUUCAGUUCGCUCAGUGGUGUCGUUUGAGAAUAGUUGAGUAUGUGGGCAAGUGAGCUGUGGGUUACGUGAAUUGACUUGCUUAUCCAAUGUGUCUCGGUAUGCUUUGAUAUCCUGCAAAUUUCAAAUGCAUAUGAUGAGAACAGUUCCCCCGUACAAAGUGUAGUUUGCAUUGUCAAGUAGAUGCUGAUAUCUAUAUUUUGUAAUUAAUCUCGGGAAUUGACACACUUAAGCAGUCAGCACAAAUAUAUAUAGUUGUGUACCCAAAAGCAGUGAACAGUUAUUGAGUCAGGCUUUACAAUUAUAAUUUGCGAUACAACUGGGGAGCACAAGUUGUCAUUCAAGAAGGCCUUUGCCAGUACGCCAGCGAUUCUGCUGCCCCUGGACUUUCAUAUCACGUAUCAGCCCACAGCUGCAUCACAUAUCUCUAUUAAACGGGAAUGCACAGUUAGCCAGAUGUCUACUGUUGCUCUGGAAAGGCAGUACCGGUGGAAGCCUAACCUGCAAGACCUCGGUUCACGCCUCCAACCACCUGGUUCUCUUUCUCGCCCCACCUGCAUUUUCAACUACCCAAGACCAUCCGCUAACUCCAUAUCUGCAGCACACAUAGUUGGUCCCCAAAAUCCAACUACAUCAGUUUUCUCCCACUCGUUUCAGAGCCAGUCGCCUUUACAAUCCCACACUCAGAGUUUGUAUCACCCAAGCCCGUCUGCACUGAUAUCCCGGCCCAGUUUGGUCACCCAACAUUCUGCAACACAACCUCUACAUAAACCCAGACUGGCCCUUGGGAUGCACGCUCAAGAUGCUUCGGCUGGCCUCGCCGUCGGCACUAUAGAGGACCUUGUUUCUGCAAGGAAGCUGUCAUCUGAGGCUCUCGCGCCAGAUCUUGACUACGCACUCAAUGGUUUCUCUUCCGGCCCUCGGCAGACUACCUGCAGUCUUAUUAACACUACUGCCACCACGGCUUCGUGUCGAGACGGCGAGACCAUCUACACCACCGCCAGCACUACCACUCCUGUAGCCAACUUCAGUGCCAGUGCAAAGGAAUCCACAGAAUCUUCAGAUGAAAAUCCAAGUAGCUACUGCUGUAGAGGCAGAAGCUAUGGGAAGUGCAGCAGAAGCAUCGUGACCACCAAGAACAAGGGCGGCUGCCCUCGACGGAGACUCAUCGACGAGGACGGCUACAUCAGAAGGGCAGCUUGUGUUUGUGUCAACAAGGAAGAAACUCAGGUGUUGCUGGUGUCCAGUAAAAAGGACCCGUGUGUGUGGCUUGUGCCAGGAGGAGGUCUGGAGGCCGGGGAGGACGCUGUAUCGGCAGCUAAACGGGAAGCAUGGGAGGAGGCUGGCAUCCUGGGGCACAUCGCUCGCUAUCUUGGGCUCUUUGAGUCGUUUCAUCAUUCGGGAGUCAAGAAGCACCGGACAGCCGUGUACAUCUUCAUAGUCACUGAGGAACAUGCCGAUUUUCCAGAAGCGAGUCUGGGUCGUCGGAGACAAUGGUUCAGCACAGAAGAGGCACUUCUUCACCUGGCCCGCCACCGUCCCCUUCAGAGUGCCUACUUACAGUUUUUACUAAUGUCUAAACUCAAGGUGGCAGCAGCGUCCUAGAACUGGCAAGGCUGGAGGCUGGUUGGCUGGCUGGUGGCAGGGAGGUUGUGAGCACACUUUAGUCUUUCAGUACAAAUUUAAAAUUUAAUAGAACCAGGCAGUCAGUCUCUUUAUUCAUGCACAGUACAGUACUGUAUAUAGUUUAUAAUAUUUAUGAAUUAGAUAAAAUUGGUCAGACUCGCUAAGCAUGAACUGAAAGAAUAUUUGUAAAUUGUAAUACAGAAGGCUUAUAAAUGAUUACUGUAUAGUAAUCAUUCUUUUAUCAUUUAAUCAUAUUUCUAAUCAUUUCUAUCAUGUGCAAUUAAUGACUCAAACAACACUUCUGCAAUGCCUACUAAAGUUUUCUUGGAAUACUAUAAGCAUGUAAAUUCAAGAUUUAUUCUGGUAGCAUAGUACUGCAUGCAAUUUUUGCUAGGAAAAUUAUUUAAUUUUAGUAUUAAUAACAAGAUUAUUAUUUACAGCAUAUGUACCAGUACCUUAAAAUUUAAAUGAUGACUUUGUCAUGCUAAGAUUCAACGUUCAUGCUGUACCUGUACAGUAAUUGUCAAUCUCACUGUUUAAGGGUACCUGUAUAUAGGCCAAUUUUGUUAAGCAUUUUUAGUAUACAGAACUGUAUUAUAAUACUGUAGUCUGAUUACUUGCUUCCUUGUUUCACUUUCACAUUUUCAUUGUACAGUACUGUGGUAACAUCCAUAUUUUCAAUCUGCUCUUUUUAUAAAUAUGGACAUAGUUAAAGCUAUUAUAAUUUUUUUUCUAUGGCUUACAAUCAUUCCUCCCAGCAUAGUCAACUAACUCCUGCCCAUGGUAACCAGUUUUUGGAAUUGUUAUGGAGAUCCUCUUUCAUGUGCCUUGUUCCUGAAUCACCAACACAAUUUGGUAAUUAAUGUAUAUGUUGUAUAUUUUAUAUAAUUAUUUUUAUACUACUUGUACUGUGUAUAAUUUGCAUUUGGUGCUCUUAAAUAAUUAAUAGCUUUUAUAUUGAAAAUGUUUUCAUAUGUUUGAUGAACUUCAUUAGUCAUUGAAAUGCCAGUAGUACUUGAAUGUCCAAAUUUUUACAGAAUUCUAGUAAGAGAACAAAUAUCAGCCAUCAACAGUUUUCCAAAAGAUACUUUUAAGUUACAGUAAACUAUUGCAUAAAAAACAAUACAUUAACUAUUACAGUGCUUACUGCAAUUAUGACAAACUGGUCAAUAAUCCAUGAUAUUGAGUAAAUUGAUUUGGUAUUAUUCAAAGUACACCGGUAAUAAAGUACAGUAUAAUACAGCCUGAAUUGCCUCUCAUGUCUUGUACACGAAAUAAAAUGAUUCGUCAUUCUUCAGUACAAAACUGUUGCAAACCAAUCUCACUGGAACCAACAGAGGUUGCAGUUAAAACAAUGCACAAAAUUUCCUCGGCAGAAAUUUUGACAUUUAUAAAUUUUUAAAUUUAUUUUUUAUUUAUUUUUAUACUGUAUUCCUUAAUGCAUACGUAAUAAGACAUGUACAGUACUGAAUACUGUAUACAUAUGUACAGUACUCAACUGUAUAAUUUAAAGUAUUUUAACAAUCAUAAUCUUGUACUAUAUAGAGGAAUGGCUCACUGGACUCUAAGACAAUAGCAUCAUUUUCAUGAAGAUAAUUUGUUAUACUACAAACUGAAAUGUGGACAAAAUAUUUUAAAUUAAUUUCCUUAAUAUAUCUUCACAUAACUAAUGUUUUCUAAAUAUAGAAACUGUGACUGUAUUUAUUGAAUAUUUUGUCUAUUUGAAUAAGGUUUUAGGUUUUUCUUUAGUAUUUAAACCAUUACUGUAUUUAAAAUCACGGUAAAAGCUACAUUUUUUGAAAGAAAUAAUUGAAAUGUAUAUACAGAACUGUACAAAAUUAGUAUGUGAUAUUGUGUAUAGUAUUUUCAUAAUACAGCAUUUUAUAUAAUAUUUUUCCUUAAAAAUAAUUAUUCAUGAUGAUGUCAAGUACUAGGUUUUAUUUUGCAAUUUUCAGUUAAAUAAUGCAAGUUUGUAUAUUUAUAAGCUGUAACAAGGAUGUAAAUACUGUAUGCGAUUCUUGUGAAAUCAUACCUGUAGUAGGUAGAUCCAAGUAAAUAAUACUAUAUGUAGAUAUAAGGUAUUUAUAUUAAAUGAACUGUUAUAUACAGUAUCUUGAGGUUAUCUUGAUGAUUUCGGGGCUUAGCGUCCCCGUGGCCUGGUCCUCGACCAGUAUCUUCAAAUUCCAGAGUUUCCACCUUAAGAUUUGCAUUUACAAUACAGUAUAUUUGUUAUUUGCUUGGAUUUGUCCAAUAACCGUCAUCGAGCAAUGUUGGUGAAAUGUUUGAGUAAACACAGUGUACUAUUGCCCACAGACAACACUGCAGCUGUUGUCACUUUAGACAGAUGAUUACCACAUACCGUAAUGUAGUGUAGUGACUUGUGCAAGUACCCGUAUUAAAUGCCAAUGCAGAGUUUGCUAAUACUGUAUUCUAAAAUGGGGAAUGCAUUUUAGUUUAACUGAAGUGCCGUAUAUUUCAAAUAAUAUUCUUUUCCUUAAUCAUCAUGGAUAAAUUUAUUUGAUGUACCAAUAUAUACUAGAUCAAUAUUUAGUGAUAUUUUAUUAAUUUAACAGAACUUUAUUGGAAUUUUGUAUUAUGAGAUUCAGAAAUGUGUGCUGUUUUAGUAUCUCUAUGAUUGUUGCUGAAAAGUUAUAACAUAUCAACUUAUACUGUAAUAUGCAAUAUCUUUAAAUAUAUUGGUAAUUUUGUUAAA